AUGUCCAACCCCCGUGUUUUCUUCGACGUCAGCAUUGGCGGCCAGCCCGCUGGCAGGAUCGUCAUGGAGCUCUACGCAGACAAGGUCCCCAAGACUGCUGAGAACUUCCGCGCCCUCUGCACCGGUGAGAAGGGUACCGGCAAGUCUGGAAAGCCCCUCCACUACGAGGGCUCCGUCUUCCACCGCGUCAUCCCCCAGUUCAUGCUUCAGGGUGGUGACUUCACCCGCGGCAACGGCACCGGUGGUGAGAGCAUCUACGGCGAGAAGUUCGAGGACGAGAACUUCAACCUAAGGCACACUGGACCCGGUGUUCUCUCCAUGGCCAACGCUGGACCUGGUACCAACGGUAGCCAGUUCUUCAUCUGCACUGUCAAGACCUCAUGGCUGGACGGCAAGCACGUCGUCUUCGGCCAGGUUGUCGAGGGCAUGGACGUUGUCCAGGCUGUUGAGAAGGUUGGCUCUCAAACUGGCAAGACCAGCAAGGAAGUCAAGAUUGAGAAGUCCGGCCAGCUGUAA
Bipolaris victoriae FI3 is the source of this 516-nucleotide messenger RNA. RefSeq lists its product as hypothetical. The record is from RefSeq and is a predicted model, not a curated record. The coding region runs from base 1 to 516 and encodes 171 amino acids. Gene Ontology annotation, biological process: protein peptidyl-prolyl isomerization; protein folding. The transcript is spliced from 4 exons. Gene Ontology annotation, molecular function: peptidyl-prolyl cis-trans isomerase activity. Gene Ontology annotation, cellular component: intracellular membrane-bounded organelle. NCBI's taxonomy places the organism in Eukaryota, Fungi, Ascomycota, Dothideomycetes, Pleosporales, Pleosporaceae.